AAAGGAAAGCAGUAAAGGUCAUGUAAACCCAAUUUCUGCAAAUUCAUAAUAACUGUAUAUGAAAAUCCAACUGGGUUAGGUGCUGGAGUUAAUACAACGAUAAACUGGACAAGAAUCGGAAGGAAAAUACAUUUAAGACAAAAUCCGUAAGACUUGGCGCAUAACCUUGCUAGUUCAAGAAGCUCUUUCACACAUAUUAUCUUAUUUAACCCCCACAAAUAGCCUAACAAGUAGGUUUUGUUACCAUUCCAAUCAGGCUUUUGUCCUCCACUUAAACUGUACUCCCCAAGGUGACUUCUGUGUUGCUAAAUGCUCAACAGGUACUCACUUCAGGCACAACAUUUAAGGGAGCACCAAAAAACUAAGUGAUCAAGAUGAAUAACAUUUUUAUUUUUUAAAAUUAAAAUUAAUGCAAAAAAAUCCAUGAAUAACAAAAUACCAACAUUUAAAAUAAAGAGGAUUCUCAGGACUGGGCUCGCCUACCUGGAUGCCCCAACGGAACCCCUCAUUCACAGUGGGAUUGAAUGACCUCGAACUAAAGUGUCACGUACUUCCUGCUCGUGAUGCUCGUGAGCCCGAACGAAGGCUGAAAAACUUCAGGGGGAGCCAUUCUGCCUAUCACCCCUAGUUCCAGCGCAGCAGCCCAGCGUGCACCACGCAGGUGGAAACUGACCCCGUGCUUUUGGAACAGGCUGGAACUGGGGGUGCUUGUGCCUGUGCAUGUAUGUAUUGCACACGUGUGCAUGCACGCUUCUCGUCUUGCUUCUAUUUCCAAGUCCCAGUUCAGGACAGGGCAGAGAACUGCUUUCCAGUAUGCGCCCUGAGCUCGGACUUUGCGCUUGCAGACUGAGGCGCCGGCCUGCAUGGGAAGACAGAAGCUCAGAAUUCCUUCCUGCACAAGUGGCAGGUGGAGUGCAACUCUUUUUGGUGCCUCAGUCCGAGACAGGGACACGCCAUUCCCUGCGAGGUAGCAAAGGUACCUGAACCUACAUAACCAAGCCCUUAAAGUCUCCGCGGCACCUCUUAAUCGCCUUCCCGUAGCUAUUGGAGGUAGAGAAACCGCAGCGGGAAGCGCCCCCAGAGAGGGCAGUGGAGCAAGGGACACUGGAGGUGCAGAGGGCGGAGGAGCAUCUCCUUUCGCUCCGCCCCGCCUCUUUUCCUGCCUCCGGCCAAUUGCCGUGCGCUCCGAGCCUUGACCCCGCCUCUCCCCGCCUCCUCCGGACUGCGGCCCCGCCCGCGCCGGUAAUAAUUAGCGUGCGGGCGGGGCUCGCCGCGUCAGCCCCGGGAGCCGGCCAAUCCAGUGGCUCUCCUCCGCGGUCGCGUCAUAGGCCGAACAACCAAACAGAAAAGUUUAAUAAACAGCGGACGGAGGGGCCGGCGGUGGCGGAGCCGGAGCAAGCAGGGGUUCGGCGGCCUUACCUGUACCCAUUUACCGGCGGCUACCGGCGGCUACCGGCGACGGCGGGCAGCGCGUCAGGCGGAGAGAGCCGCCGCCAGGAAUGAAUCUGAAGUCUGCUGCAGUAAAACACAGAAGGCUUUAAAAUGUUUUCUUGCAUAAAAUUCAAAACUUUUAAGUAGCUGCUUAUGAGAAUAGGGAAGGCAGAAAGCUAAUGUCUGUCUCAAGAUACAGGACAGCUGUUUGCUCAUCAACCUCAACUGUGUGUGCAACUGAGGAACAUGGCUCAAGAAACUAAUCAUAGCCAAGUGCCUAUGCUUUGUUCCACUGGCUGUGGAUUUUAUGGAAACCCUCGUACAAAUGGCAUGUGUUCAGUAUGCUAUAAAGAACAUCUUCAAAGACAGAAUAGUAGUAAUGGUAGAAUAAGCCCACCUGCAACCUCUGUCAGUAGUCUGUCUGAAUCUUUACCAGUUCAAUGCACAGAUGGCAGUGUCCCAGAAGCCCAGUCAACAUUAGACUCUACAUCUUCAUCUAUGCAGCCCAGCCCUGUAUCAAAUCAGUCACUUUUAUCAGAAUCUGUAGCAUCUUCUCAAUUGGACAGUACAUCUGUGGACAAAGCAGUACCUGAAACAGAAGAUGUGCAGGCUUCAGUAUCAGACACGGCACAGCAGCCAUCUGAAGAGCAAAGCAAGUCUCUUGAAAAACCGAAACAAAAAAAGAAUCGCUGUUUCAUGUGCAGGAAGAAAGUGGGACUUACUGGGUUUGAAUGCCGGUGUGGAAAUGUUUACUGUGGUGUACACCGUUACUCAGAUGUACACAAUUGCUCUUACAAUUACAAAGCCGAUGCUGCUGAGAAAAUCAGAAAAGAAAAUCCAGUAGUUGUUGGCGAAAAGAUCCAAAAGAUUUGAACUCCUGCUGGAAUACAAAAUUCUUGAGCAUCUGCAAACUAAAAAUUGACUUGAGGUUUUUUUUUUCCUAGUCAUUGGGAAUGUAGAGCAGUGUAUCUUGCAUGUCAUCGGAAGAAUAGAUUUUUGUUUUGGUUUUGUUUUGAAAAUGACUCUGAACAUUUAUUUCCAUUGCAAUUUCUGUGGCUGAGAAGACUUAAACUUUACAAGUAUUAUCCUUUUAAGAUCAUUUUAAUUUUAGUUGAGUGCAGAGGGCUUUUAUAACAAACGUGCAGAAAUUUUGGAGGGCUGUGAUUUUUCCAGUAUUAAACAUGCAUGCAUUAAUCUUGCAGUUUAUUUUCUCAUUGUGUAUGUAUAUAUCGCUUUUCUCUGCAGCACGAUUUUUCUUUUGAUAAUGCCCUUUAGGGCACAACUAGUUAUCAGUAACUGAAUGUAUCUUAAUCAUUAUGGCUGCUUCUGUUUUUUCAUUAACAAAGGUUAUUCAUAUGUUAGCAUAUAGUUUCUUUGCACCCACUAUUUAUGUCUGAAUCAUUUGUCACAAGAGAGUGUGUGCUGAUGAGAUUGUAAGUUUGUGUGUUUAAACUUUUUUUUGAGCGAGGGAAGAAAAAGCUGUAUGCAUUUCAUUGCUGUCUACAGGUUUCUUUCAGAUUAUGUUCAUGGUUUGUGUGUAUACAAUAUGAAGAAUGAUCUGAAGUAAUUGUGCUGUAUUUAUGUUUAUUCACCAGUAUUUGAUUAAAUAAAAAGGAAAACCAGAA
Messenger RNA from Gorilla gorilla gorilla (western lowland gorilla), 3056 nucleotides. RefSeq names its product zinc finger AN1-type containing 6 (gene ZFAND6). Lineage: Eukaryota; Metazoa; Chordata; Mammalia; Primates; Hominidae. Gene Ontology annotation, biological process: protein targeting to peroxisome. The transcript has 7 exons. The record is from RefSeq and is a predicted model, not a curated record. Gene Ontology annotation, molecular function: DNA binding; zinc ion binding; polyubiquitin modification-dependent protein binding. Bases 1678 to 2304 code for a protein of 208 amino acids.